Messenger RNA from Striga asiatica, 309 nucleotides. The record is from the annotation of a GenBank genome assembly. Lineage: Eukaryota; Viridiplantae; Streptophyta; Magnoliopsida; Lamiales; Orobanchaceae.
AUGGCAUCUUCCUCUAAAUCAAAAGCAGAAUCCCCUCAGAAUAAAGCUUCUUCCUCUAAAUCGAAGGCGGUCGAAGAGGGAACAAGUGGGAAGGCCAAAGAGGAGACAGAGGAGAAAAAAGAAGGUUUGUCGAAUGAUCAGACGGGUGGUGAUGGUGGUGAUGGUGAUGAUGGUUGGCACACCAGUUGGGCUAUGAUCGGACCGGUUGAUUGCUCGGGGAGGACUGAUAAGGAGAAUGAUGAUGUGGAUGAAGAAUUGGACCGGUUGAUCGCUCGGGUUUCCAAAGGUAUUGGUAUGAGUGAAGGGCAA